GCUCCAGAUCCAGGUCCAGGUCCUGAUCCAGGUCCAGGUCCAGGUCCGGCUCCGCCAUGCUGAUCAAGGAGUACCGGAUCCCCAUGCCCAUGAGCGUGGAGGAGUACCGCAUCGCGCAGCUCUACAUGAUCCAGAAGAAGAGCCGGGAGGAGAGCUGCGGCGAGGGCAGCGGCGUGGAGAUCCUGGAGAACCGGCCGUACCAGGACGGGCCCGGCGGAACCGGACAGUACACCCGCAAAGUCUACCACAUCGGGAAACACAUCCCGUCCUGGUUCUGCUCCAUCCUGCCGCAGAACGCCCUGCGGGUGGAGGAGGAGUCCUGGAACGCCUACCCCUACACCCGCACCCGGUACACCUGUCCGUUUGUAGAGAAGUUCUCCAUCGACAUCGAGACGUAUUACAAACCCGACACUGGAGACCAGGGGGACGUCUUCAACCUGUCCUCAGCCGAGAAGAGACAGAGGACUGUAGACCCCAUCGACAUCGUGAAGGACUACAUCGCCCCUCAUGAGUACCUGGUGGAGGAAGACCCCCGGCUGUACCGGUCCCUGAAGACCGGGCGGGGUCCGCUGUCGGAGGACUGGAUCCAGGAGAUCCAGCGGAACCCGUCGCAGAGCGCCGUCAUGUCCGCCUACAAGCUGUGCAAGGUGGAGUUCCGGUACUGGGGCAUGCAGUCCAAGAUCGAGCGCUUCAUCCACGACGUGGGCCUGCGGAGGGUGAUGGUGCGAGCGCACCGCCAGGCGUGGUGCUGGCAGGACGAGUGGUUCGGUCUGACCAUGGAGGACAUCCGGCAGCUGGAGCUGGAGACGCAGCUGGCGCUGGCCCAGAAGAUGGCGCAGUUCAGCCAGGGCGAGGAGGCCGCCGCCGCCGCCGAGGGGCCGGAGGGGGGCGGGGCCCCCGCCGAGGCCGAGGGGGGCGGGGCCAAGCCGGAAGACCCGCUGGAGACAAGAGGAGAGCUGACCAAGCAGUGGUCCACGUCCUCCAGGUCCUCCAACCGCUCGUCCAAGAGAGGAGCCAGUCCCUCCCACCAGAGUGUCUCGGAGUGGAGGAUCCAGAGUAUUGCUCGGGAUUCUGAAGACUCGACAGACGACGAGUUCUUCGACGCUCACGAGGAUUUCUCUGAUAAUGAAGAAAUGUUCUCCAAAGAAAUCACCAAGUGGAACUCCAACGAUCUGAUGGACAAGAUGGACCCGCUGGAGGACGAGGCUUCAGAGUCCCUGGACCUGGACUCUAGUCCAGACUUCUCCUUCACGAACAACCAGGAGGCCCAGGUGGAGGACGAUUCAUCCCAGCAGUGUCCGCAGCCGUCCAGAGUCCACGUCCUCUUCCUGGUCCUGCACGGGGGAAACAUCCUGGACGCCGGCUCAGGCGAACAGAACAACAAGCAGGCCGACGUGAACACGCUGAGCGCAGCCUUCGAGACCGUGAUGAGGGUUCACUACCCCACGGCGCUGGGCCGCCUCGCCAUCAGGCUCGUCCCCUGUCCCGCCGUCUGCGUGGACGCCUUCUCGCUGGUGUCCAAUCUCAGUCCCUACAGCCACGACGCCGGCCGUCUGUCCAGCAGUCAGGACCACAUCCCGCUGGCCGCGCUGCCGCUGCUCGCCACGGCGGCGCCGCAGUACCAGGACGCCGUCUCCACCGUCAUCCUGCGGGCCAAUCAGGUGUACGCCGACUUCCUGCGGUCGGCGGAGGGCGCCGGCUUCACCGGACAGGUGUGUGUGAUCGGGGACUGUGUCGGGGGGAUCCUGGGCUUCGACGCUCUGUGCAGCAGCUCAGUGACGGCGUCCGAGAGUCAGAACAGCAGCAGACGAGGAAGCACCGUCAGUGUGCAGGACUCAGACCUGCUGUCUCCAGGGACCGUCCUCAGAGUGUGUCCGCUGGACGGCAGCCGCCCGUUGAGCCGCAGUAACGUGGACAUUCCUCGCUGCUGCGGCGACGAGACCAAGACUCCGGAACGCAAAGGCAGCGAGCCGGACGCCGUCCAGCAGGCCUUCCUGUCCAGCCUGCACUCCCGGGUUCUGCUGGGGGAGCCGGGGUCUCGGCGCUCCAGUAGCAGCACCGUGCUGGAAGGGGGCGCCGUGGGGAAGCUGGACUUCGAGGUGACGGACUUCUUCCUGUUCGGGUCCCCUCUGGGUCUGGUGCUGGCGCUCAGGAGGACCGUGGUGCCCUCUCUGGACGUGAGCUGGCCCCGCCCCUCCUGCCAGCAGCUCUUUAACCUCUUCCAUCCCGCCGACCCGUCCUCGUCUCGUCUGGAGCCGCUGCUGGACCGACGCUUCUCGCUGCUGCCGCCCUUCAGCGUCCCGCGGUACCAGCGCUUCCCGCUGGGGGACGGACAGUCAGCGCUGCUGGCGGACGCGGUCCAGACUCACCCUCAGCUCCUCACGGAGGCGGCGCUCCGCUGUCCUGAGAACGUCCCCGGCGAGACGUCCAUCCCCGUCCCCGGUGAGACGUCCAUCCCCGUCCCCGUCCUCCACUGGCCGACCGCCCGGCAGCACCUGGACGCGGACGCUCCUCACUUCUGCAUGACCGUGGACGGCCCCUGUCCGCCGUCCUCGUCCCCGGGGGUCCCUCACCUCCGCUGCUCCCGCCGAGCCAGCGAGGUCAGCAUCGCCAGCCAGGCGUCGGGAUUGGCCGACGCCUACACCGCCUCCAACAUCGCCACCAUCGCCUCCUGCUGGUGGGGCAGUAAGCGGCUGGACUACGCCCUCUACUGCCCCGACGCCCUGACCGCCUUCCCCACAGUGGCGCUGCCUCACCUCUUCCACGCCUCCUACUGGGAGUCCACAGACGUGGUGUCCUUCCUGCUGCGACAGGUGAUGAGACACGAGAGCUCCGGCGUUCUGGAGCUGGGCGGGAAGGAAGUGUCUGAGUUCACUCCGUCCAAACCUCGAGAGAAGUGGCUCCGCAAGCGGACGCACGUCAAGAUCCGGAAUGUGACUGCGAACCACCGCGUUAACGACGCCGUGUUCUCGGAGGACGGCGUCCAGGCGGUGACGGGACGCUUCGUGUACGGCCCUCUGGACAUGGUGACGCUCACCGGAGAGAAGAUCGACGUCCACAUCAUGACGCAGCCUCCGUCGGGGCCGUGGGUUCACUUCAGCACGGAGCUGACCAAUAGCAGUGGCCGCGUGUCCUACGUCCUGCCCCCGAGCCGCAGGCUGGGCCUCGGAGUGUACCCGGUCAAGAUGGUGGUCAGAGGCGACCACACCUCGGCGGACAGCUUCCUCACCAUCGUUCCCCGGGGAACUGAGUUCGUGGUGUUCAGCAUCGACGGCUCGUUCGCCGCCAGCGUCUCCAUCAUGGGGAGCGACCCCAAGGUCCGGGCAGGAGCCGUGGAUGUGGUGAGGUUCUGGCAGGACCUGGGCUACGUCAUCGUGUACGUGACGGGCCGUCCCGACAUGCAGAAGCAGCGCGUGGUGGCCUGGCUGUCGCAGCACAACUUCCCGCACGGCGUGGUGUCCUUCUGCGACGGGCUGGUCCACGACCCGCUGCGCCACAAGGCCAACUUCCUCAAGAGCCUCAUCGGCGAGGCCCACAUGAGGAUCGUGGCCGCCUACGGCUCCACCAAGGACAUCUCGGUGUACUCGUCGGUCGGUCUGCCGCCGUCACACAUCUACAUCGUGGGACGAGCCACGAAGAAGACGCAGCUGCAGUGUCAGUUCAUCCCGGACGGAUACGCGUCCCACCUGUCCCAGCUGGAGUUCAACCAGAGGUCCCGGCCCGCCAAGACCUCCGGGACCCGCAUGGUCCUCCGUAAGGGCAGCUUUGCCCUGGGUGGCGGCGGCGGCGACUUCCUCCGCAAGCGCAACCACAUCUUCCGCACCAUCUCCUCCCAGCCCGGGGGGUCCGGGUCCGGUUCUCCGGUCCCACCGGGCCGCACCGGGCGGACCCUCAGCCAGUGCGAGGUGGACCGUGACCGCAGCCCGGCAGCGGCGGCGGCGGCGCAGAGGAGCAUGAGCAUCGCGGCGGGAUGCUGGGGCCGAACCGGGAGCACCAAGGAGGGCAGCGGGGGACUGCUGGGCUCCAAAUGAGGGUCCACCU
Salarias fasciatus (jewelled blenny) is the source of this 4041-nucleotide messenger RNA. Its product is annotated as membrane-associated phosphatidylinositol transfer protein 2-like. Gene Ontology annotation, cellular component: cytoplasm. Gene Ontology annotation, molecular function: phosphatidylcholine binding; phosphatidylinositol binding; phosphatidylinositol transfer activity. Bases 57 to 4031 code for a protein of 1324 amino acids. The record is from RefSeq and is a predicted model, not a curated record. The transcript has 25 exons. NCBI's taxonomy places the organism in Eukaryota, Metazoa, Chordata, Actinopteri, Blenniiformes, Blenniidae. Gene Ontology annotation, biological process: phospholipid transport.